AUGAGGGUUUUCGCACUGGUUUAUCUCGUGGCAAUCCUAGGAUUUCACAAGGUCCAGUGCGAUGAGUUGUCUAUGGACCGUGAAGAUGGUCAAAGCUCACCUUUGGAAGGAACUUCUCAAGGGAAUGAUUAUGGACCUUUAGUACCACAACCUGAGAAUCAAGACGUUGGACAAGAAGAGAAUGAAGAGUCUGAGAGAUGUCCAGAUAGUGAAAACGAAAGAGCCUCCUCCAAACAAGAUGGUCUUGUUCUAGACCUUGCUAAACCAGACGAAAAUAUAGUCAGAGGGCAAUUAGACGAAACGAAUGGAAUAACACAUACUACGUAUACUCCAAAGAGUUGUUAUAUUACUUCUGUUGUUGACGGUCAGACCCCUAUAUGGACCGCUUCUGGAGAUGAAAGGUGCCUAUUAGCAAAAGUUCUAUCAAAGGGGGGUUAUUCAGCACUUGUACUCUUUCUUGAAAAGUCUGAUAAGUACUUUGAAAAGAAUGGUGAAAAGUGGAAGAGUAUAGAAAAGACCGAGUUUGAUCAGAAACUAAAGGAUAUGGAAGAAAUGAAUAAGUCUGAAAGAGAAUCUGCUACUUCAGUUGUAACAUCGCCUGAACCAACUGAACCCAAGGAGGAAGCAUUUCCUGCCAAACCCGUAGAAUCUCCAGCUCUUCAGUCAGAGGCACAGUCUUUUAACCUUCCCCAAUUACCAUUACAACAUCUUACUCCGGAACCUACACACCCAGAAAGUUCCUUGGUUUCCAAAGUCGAUUCCACUCUCUUUAAUGUAGAAGAAGCUGAGGAAGAGAAUGUUAAGGUUCUCAAACUUACUCCUAAAAAUGAUAAGGUGACUGAGCUAAAGUAUGAUAAGAAGCAGAUAUGGUCUGGUAGUGCGUUCAUUGGCACAUCAUCAAACUUAGUGGAGGCUCUGAUAUAUUUUAAUGAGGGAAUCCCAGAAUUAGCUACUAUCCAGACCAUUAAAGGAAGUAAUACAUCCACGGUUUAUAGAUAUCAUGAUGGUAGUAAAUGGCAGAAUGGUAAUGAGAAGGACCAUGAGAAUAGGCUAGAGGGAUUGAAGGAGGACUGUAAACCUAUUGGUAAGCCUGAAGAAAAUCCACCUGUUCCUUCUAAUCCUUUGGAACAAAACACCCUGAACAUUUCUAGUCUAGACUCAUAUAGGUGCCAAUCCUUUGAGUACAUAUAUGAUGAUAAUCAUAUUAAACUGAUUGUCCCUAAUAAGGACAUUUCUAUAUCUAAGCUUUUAAAUGGCACUGAGGAGAUCUACACUCUUCCCACUGGUGAGAUAUUAGACCAUACUAAAGUCUACCUUAACCAGUAUAAUGACCCCGGACUCAUCCUUGUUGCAAGCACCGUUUCUUCAAAUACACAGUACAACUACUUUGUGAAGAAUGGAACCAAAUGGGAGCGUGCAGUAGAGUAUGUCGAAAAGAUGAAGGCUAUAAAGAUUGUUUCAUCCAGCAAAACUGACACUCCUAUUGAUUUAGCCAAAACAGAAGACACAGAUAAAUGCAGAGUAGUAAAUGUUGAACUUCUGAAUGUACCAACACGUUUUCAUUUGCCAAACCCAGAGUGUCAUUCCAACAAUGUAAGGAGCGGUAAUAAGAACAUAUGGACUGCCACUGGUGAUGAGAGAUGUAAAUCUUGUGCUAUAUACUCCAAGAAUGGUGUUUCUCUGCUCUCACUUUUUAUAAGAGAUGGGAACGAGUUGCAUCACAAAUACUUUGAGAAGAGCGGUAAGGAAUGGAAAGAUCUCACUCAUGAGGUUUUCUUCAAGAAGUACAAGAAUAUGCAAGUUACAACAAAUAACUCAUCCGAUGAUAAUUCCGAUCAGCCUACAAUUUCUACUCCAACGGAACCUGAGGAGGUUAAUAAAGAGAUUGUAGUUGAGACUCCUGCUGAAUCCUCGCCUUCACCGGAAGAUAAUGAGGAAGAAGCUCAAGAACUUGAUAUCUCUACUAAUCAAAACACAGCACCAACUGAAGAGCCUCUUUUGGUCGAACUGGAUCAUAAUGAACAAACCGCUACAAAACGUGAAGAUACUGAACAGACUACUGUUUCUGCAAAUGAGCCUCAAAACCAGCAAACUACAGAGGUGAAUGAACUUCAGGAAUCUGAACCUUCACAGCCUACCGAAUCUCCCCAAGAAGUAACAUCUCAACAUAGUGAAGAAUCAGGGGAAAUACUAUCUAAACCUUUUGAUCCAAACACUCUAGACCUUUCCAGUCCUGAUGAAUCUAAGGUAGACGUAAAAAAUAAUGAUGAUGGAAUAAACUCCAAGAGAUAUUUUCCAAAGAAGGACGUCAAGGUUACUUCUGUUGUUGAUGGUGAACUGCCCAUAUGGACUGCCUCCGAAAAGGACCAUUUUCUAUCAGCAGAAGUAUCAUCAAAGGGAGAGUCCUCACUAGUUAUGGUUUAUUUUGCCUCUGGCUGGGAUCUGAAUAGGAACUACUUUGAAAAGAAUAAUGGUGGAUGGACAUCUAUUGAUGAGAACACUCAUAAGAGUAAGCUAAAUGAUCUCAAGAAUGGUGUUACUAGUCAAUCUGCCAAAGAUGCUCCUAAAGAAGAGCCAACUGAACCUAAGAAAGUAUCUACAGAAACUCCUCAGGACGUUAGUACUCCAGUUUCUCAGUCAACUGAACAGGUCGUUACUAAUCCACUGUCCCUUGGUUCCUCAUCACGCCGAGGAUCUACAACUAAUACAACAUCAACCCAGGGUUUGGACUCGGAUACCAAAGCUUACCUAGAUAGGUAUAAUGACAAACUGUACGGCUCUUUUGAGUAUCACCAUGAUGGACUCCAUACUAAGCUUAUUGUUCCACAUGACGGUGUGGUUGUAACUCAAUUGUUAGAAUCCGAGUCUAUGAUAUGGACAGGUCAACCUGGAGAAACCUUUGGCUAUGCCAAGGCAUAUCUCAACAAGGAUGGUGCGCCCGAACUUGUACUUGUUGCAAAAAGGGAUAAUUCUGGCACAAAGUAUACAUAUUACUCGAGGAGUAAAGUUUUGGUAUGGUCAGAAUGUGACAACUUUGGUGACAAGAUGGAUAAUCUAAGGGCUCCAGUUAAAGCCACAGAAACAUUCGUGCUAGAUGUCAGUGUUUCUCAAAGUGUUCCAGAAUGCAGCAUCAUUAAAACGAGACUGUUUGGGGUACAAACAAAGCUCCACUUCACUAACCCUGGACACCUUGCUAAAGAGGUAGUCAAUGGUAAAGAAACUAUAUGGAAGGGAUCCAGAGAUGAUAAAUGUUCAGCAUGUUACCUCUAUCUAAAGGACAAUGAACCAUUACUCGUCUUCUUGGUCAUAGAGAGUAAUGGUGGAAAGGUGUCAAAAUACCUGGAAAGGAAUGAAGAGUGGAAGGGUAUAGAAAAGACACCGUUUAACGAGAAACUAGAUGAACUUAGAGCAGUAGAUCCUGAGGUACCUCAGGAUAACACUGAGGAUCAAUCUGAAAGCCCUAAGACCCACUCUGAAGAGGAAUUAGAGACUGGAGAGUCUACUUCUCAAAGCGAAGAACUGCCAGAGUCAGCUGAGAGUCCUACUGAAGUCAAGACUGUCGAGCAGAAGGAAGAAGAUACUUCUGUAGUAGAACCUCAACCAGAUACCGAUACCAAUGGUGAAUCGACACCCAUUGAGGACUAUGAUACUCAGAGAGAAGCUAUGAAAAGUAUCUCAAAUGAGAGAUCUUUGGGUCAGGAAUCUCAUAGUCUUGGUACUCCUGAUCUCAGAGGAAGCAGAACAUCAAUCAGUUCUGGGAUACAAAACCGUAGAGAUUCUACAGCGAGCACAAUCUCUACAACUAGUACAGCCUCAACUCUUUCCUUGAACCAGACUGGUAGAUCAACAACGUUGAAGUUAACAAGACCUGACGACUCAAUUUAUCAAUCCUUCGAAUACUACCAUGAUGACAACCGCAUUAAACUGGUCCUUCCGCAGGAGGAUGUGACAGUGACGAAAAUAUCAGAGAAUAGGAGUGUAUGGACAGGUAAACCUGGAGAAACCCUUGAAUACGCUAAAGUGUACCUUGAUAAGGAUGGUAAACUUCAAUUUGUUCGGGUUUGGAAAAGGGACUCCUCAGGUGUAAAGUGUGUAAAUUACACAAGGGGUAUGGUAUACGGAUGGUCAAAAUACACUGGAAAUAUAAACGACAAAAUAAAUCCGCUUAAGAUUGCUACAGAAUACAAGGGAGACUCCAUCAUGGACUUGCAGAAUGAAGAAGACACAGAUGACUGCAGAAUCUUUAGUGUAAAUUUCCUUGGGGUUCCUACUCGCUCAUAUUCUCCCAAACCAGGCUAUUACGCUACUGAGGUCAAGGAUGGUGAGGUGUCCAUCUGGAAAGCCUCUGAAGGUACAGAUGAGAGAUGCUUAUCCUGUGAGGUCUACACCAAAUAUGAACAGAGAAUCCUUUCUUUGACCAAGAAGAGAGAUGGUAAAAGAGAUGAUGCUUCCUUUGAAUUUUCUGACGGAGAAUGGAAGAGCAUGACUGAAGAGGAGUUUAAUAGGAAGUUUAAAGCUAUGGUAGAUGGACCGUCUCAAGAGCCUGAAAUCUCUGAAAAUGAGUCACUACCAUCAGGUAAAGUGGAGGAUGCUGAUUUGACGGUUACAUCAAACGAUCCUGUGAAUGUUGGAAAGGUAGAGGACAAUGAAUCCGAAGCUCCUGAACCAUCUCCUAUACUCGAUACUGAACAAUCAGCGGCUUCUACAGAUCUAGGAUCAUUAGACUCUGAACCAAGUGAUCAAGGAGCCCAGAGUGGAGAAACCAACCAACAAGAAUCUUAUGAUACGCAAACAAGUUCCCGACCUGUAAACAACCCUGAAGAUCAAGACCCUAUGACCAAUAAUUCUGAAGGUAAUGAUACAAUCGAUACAGAUUCUUCUAUAACUCCUGAUGAUACUGCGAAUGAGACCUCGGAAGGGGAAGUUGAAUUGGAGAAGAAAGAGGAUGGAGAAUCUCGAGAACAAAUUUCCACCGCUGAAGAUCUAUUUCAGAACUCCGAGUCAAACAUGCCUUCAGACAAUGCAGCUUUAGAUGAAACGAAUUCCGAAUCUUCCAUAUCCUCGGAUUCAAACCCUGCUGACUCUACCAAACUGGAUGAGAAUAAAGAUUCAUCUGAGAGUGAUGGAUCAUCUAAUGAAGUUUUCACAGGUUUUAGUGAUACAGUGAAUAAAAUGAUGAAGGAAGCUACUAAAGAAACUCCAGAUGUUACAUCAAGAAUAGUAGAGGAUAAUAAUACCACAGGAGUAUCAAAUUCAACACUAUCUAUCCAGGAAGAUAAAGAGCAAAGUAGUACCUCGGAUACUCAAUCAAACGAACAUUCUGUCAGUGAACCUCAGAAUGGCUCAACUGUAGAAAGUAUGAAUUCAUUUGAAUCUUCAGAACCUGAUGAUGAACUAAAGGGUGAAGAAGAAUUGCCAGAGGCUUCAGAAUCAUUUCCCGUAACAAUGAGCAAUAUUAAAAACCUUCCAUAUAUUGGCUCUAAACUUUCUUCAGUUUACAAUUUUGGUAAAAAGAUGAUUUCACAUGGUACCAAAAACGAAUUUAAUAGCAGUACCAAAUCAUCAAAACCGAAUAAAACACAAAAUAUAUUCUCUAGGUUAUCCAGAGGAACCUGUAACCCUGGUAAGAAUUAA
Theileria equi strain WA is the source of this 5634-nucleotide messenger RNA. RefSeq lists its product as hypothetical. The record is from RefSeq and is a predicted model, not a curated record. Lineage: Eukaryota; Apicomplexa; Aconoidasida; Piroplasmida; Theileriidae. The transcript has a single exon. The coding region runs from base 1 to 5634 and encodes 1877 amino acids.